Molecule: messenger RNA, 815 nt
Organism: Acanthoscelides obtectus
Lineage: Eukaryota; Metazoa; Arthropoda; Insecta; Coleoptera; Chrysomelidae
Source: the annotation of a GenBank genome assembly
CGGAACACUAGAAAAUGCAUAGAACAUGAAAUUGAAAGUGUAUCCAACUGCUGAUAGCACCAUCUGGCACGAGGUGUAUGGUACUUUUUUCUAUGUCCAUUCCAGUCCAUUUAACCUUUCGCCCCGGUCUAAACAGUUUUCCAUUUUAGUUUCGUUAAAAGGAACGUGCAAUAAACUGAAGUGAGGUGAGCGUAUCUGAGAUUGAUAUUACAUGGGAAAGUUUACAUUGGAUCCCACAACUUUUGUAUUAAACGUUUUUUCUUGAACGGUAAACAAAAAAGUUGAAAGGGUUAUCAAUUUAUAUCGAGACACCCUAUACACCCUUUGUGUUAGGGGACUUACAGUAAGAACAGGAAGGCCGAGACUCGACGUAGGUGCUGAAGAUAGAGUAUUACGAGUAAUUGGAAAUGAGUUCUCAGGCCUACAUGAAUUAUCGACGAAGGAGCACAGUUGGAUGGAGUAUAGGAAAUAUAUUUCUAGAUUUCACUGGUGGAUCACUGAGUAUGCUGCAGAUGAUAAUCGAUUCAUAUAACUAUGGAACAUUAAUGACAGUUGUUAAUUUCCAAGGACCAGAAAAUCACCAUUGCUAAGUGAGGUGUUAAUAAAAAUAAAAGACGAUUACCAACUGCAUACACUACGUCACAAAGGACUUGAUUUAAAAUUCCACCUUCACCCCUUAAGGUUUUUAACUAGUUUCUUCAUGUUUACCUUUGUUAAUUUUUCAAAGUUAUUAAAUACUCCACUAUGUACUCUAAUAAUAAAGGGCAUAACAUUUUGUGGACGUGGUAUAUCCCUUAUUAUACUAUCAAUGCUAU